GACCAGCGACGGACCCAAGGCUGACAGCAGCACAGGAGUAAAGCAGCCUUCCUGGCAGCGGAGGGGUUCUGGGGGCAAUGUCUCACUCCAGUUGUAGUGGCUCGGGGGUUCGGCUGCCACGGCCGUGGCCAGCUCAGGUUCAGCUCCUGCAGGAAACCAUGUUGCUGCUUGCGCUACUGCUCAUCGUGGGGCUCCCUCUGGUGGAGAGCAAUGGCACUGCCGUUAGUGAGCAACGUUGGACCUUUAAUGUGACGUGCCAUUCCUGUGCAGUCAUAAAUGAUUUCAAUUGUCCAACGAAAGUAACCUGCCCCUAUGAAAUUAGGCGCUGCCUGACAUUGUCUAUCCGCUUGAACUCUCGUGAAAUGCUGAUUAUCAAGAACUGUACAUACAACUGCUCAUUUGUAUAUCCGGUUCAACAGCCUGCACCAGCACCUAAAAAGAUUGUAACAAAUUCUUUCUAUUUCAUUCGAUGUUGUGGUAGCAUGACCUGCAAUGAAGGAGGCCCGACGAACCUGGAGAGGGACAUACUCCCUGAUAUACCCACUGAGGAGCCUCUGCUGGCCCACUCUAGCGAUGUGGAGGGCUCAGACACGUAA
Molecule: messenger RNA, 596 nt
Organism: Ochotona princeps (American pika)
Lineage: Eukaryota; Metazoa; Chordata; Mammalia; Lagomorpha; Ochotonidae
Product: glycosyl-phosphatidylinositol-anchored molecule-like protein
Exons: 5
Coding region: 78-596 (172 amino acids)
Source: RefSeq, a predicted model, not a curated record